AUGCAAGGGUUCCGCUACCAGCCAGAGAUACUGCAGGGUGUGCCCGAGCAGCUCACCCAACCUCUGAAGCAAUAUGAGGAUUGGUUCACAGUGGAUGGCGACAAAUUGAAGGAGAUCACCGCACAUUUUGUCGAUGAGCUAGCGAAGGGUCUUUCCAUCGAGGGCGGAUCUAUUGUCAGUACCAUGUGGACUGGAACGGUGGGAAUACUUCUACUGCCCAACGGGCACGAGAAAGGACACAUUCUGACUGUCGACAUGGGAGGAACAAAUAUCCAGCGGAAAUACAAGCUUCCGGAUGAAGCCAAGACCUGCACAAAGGAAACGUUGUGGGACUUCAUUGCCGAGAAAUUGGCAUCGUUUCUCGAGGAUCAUCAUGCCAGCAGCGGGCCAUCAAAGCCACUUCCAAUGGCGUUUACCUUUUCAUUCCCGGUGGACCAAAGGUCUAUCCGGAGUGGCAUUCUGCAGCGCUGGACCAAGAACUUCAACGUGCGUGGAGUGGAGGCCAAUGAUGUAGUGCCGCAGCUAGAGGCUGCAUUAAAAAGAAAGAACGUUCCAUUGAAAGUUCUUGCCCUGAUCAACGACACAACGGGUACACUCGUUGCAUCACAUUAUCGGGAUCCGCAGGUAAAGAUCGGCAGCAUCUUCAGCACGGGCUGCAACGCAGCAUACAUGGAAGAAUGCCGCUUCAUCCCCAAACUCCGUGACUCAGGUCUGCCGGAAGACGCAAGUGUAAUCAUCAACACCGAGUAUGGCGCAUUUGACAACGAGCGCCAAGUGCUCCCAUUGACAACAUUUGACCACCAAUUAGACAAGCACUCCGUUCGACCUGGUACACAGAUCUAUGAGAAGAUGGUCGCGGGGCUGUACAUAGGAGAGAUGUUGCGCCUGAUCCUGCUAACCUUGCACGAAGAAGGUAGACUGUUCAAAGGCCAAGAUAUGACGCGCCUCCGAACCGAGAACGCACUGGAAGCCUCCUUUCUGUCCAUCGCCGAAAUGGACAUCGCCGAGGAGCUGAUCGAUCUGAAAAAGGAAUUUCAUGUGAACCUCAAGUUGCAACCGACGCUGGGAGAGUUGAAGAGUUGUCGUUAUCUUAUCGGGCUCGUCGCGACGCGCGUCUCUACGCCUGCGGCAUCGCGGCCAUCUGCAAGAAGAAGAAUACCCGCCAGUGCCACCAUGUUCAAGGGUCGGGCUUCGCAGGCUCUUCGUGAGAUCCUGGAUUGGCCGCCGGGUGAGGUGGACUUGGUCACGUUCAACGCGGCGGAAGACGGGUCGGGCGUGGGAGCAGCUCUGGUUGCGAGUUUCACACUUGAACUCACCGCUUCCUUGUCCUCGUUAGGCAAGGUAUGCUGGAUGCGCCUGGAAUAUGAGGUGAUCCGCUUCACCAUCAUCCCCGACCAAGGCACGCAAGUGUGGGCAACAAUCCCAGUUGGAACAAUAUUCGACGACUCAACAUACGAGCUGGAAUCCAACUCCGACGCAAUCAACCUAGAAAUCAACGUCAGCGUACUCAACCGCGCCUUACGCUCAGCAUGGGGCGCAUCAACCUCCCAACUGCGCCUAACAAAGAAAGACAAAACUCCAAUCUUAGCACUAACUGUCCUCUCUUCCGAAUGGACAGAAGGAAACAUGGCCUUAACCGCAACCGAUGAAGCCGAAGGUGACCCAGAUCGACCACUCCAGACCCCAAGCGAAACGAUAGGCGAAAGAGGACCACGAGAACGACAAACAUACAUAACCCAAGAAAUCCCUAUCAAGAUCCUCCACGAAGUCGCAGUUGAAGGUCUCCACGAGCCACACUGCCCAGACCCAGAAGUCCACAUUAUCCUGCCAAACCUAUCCCACCUAAAAAGCAUCUCAGACCGCUUCACCAAAUUGGCCUCAUCAGAUUCCAAGAGCCACCAACCCGGCGUGAUGGCAGCAGACGCACCGGGGAUGCAUACAACCUCGUUCGGCGGCGAAAACGACAAAACCAGCGCGACGACAUUAUCAACGAACAACGCACCAAAACUAGAAUUAUCAGCUAAUAUGCACGGCUCGCUUCGGCUAGCCAUAGCCACGGAUGAGAUCCGUAUUGCGAGUGUCUGGUCUGAUCUUGUUAACCCUCCGCUGGCGGCUGGGCAGAUGACGCAGGAGGAGAUCUCUCAGCUUCCCAGUGAGCGGAAUCGGAUGCGGGAUGCUGAGGGGGAUGAGGAGGGGUGGGCUAAGGUGCGGAUUGAUGGGAGAGAUUGGAGUCGGGUGCUUAGUAUUGGGCGACUUAGUCCGAAGGUUGUUGCUUGUUUUAUCAAUGAGAUGGCUUUGGUGCUCUAUGUCUAUUUGCCAGGCAGCUGGAAUGGGGAGGAAUCUUGUUUAACGUAUUAUAUCAACUCUUUUACGACGUGA
Molecule: messenger RNA, 2379 nt
Organism: Penicillium arizonense
Lineage: Eukaryota; Fungi; Ascomycota; Eurotiomycetes; Eurotiales; Aspergillaceae
Exons: 9
Coding region: 1-2379 (792 amino acids)
Biological process (GO): glucose 6-phosphate metabolic process; intracellular glucose homeostasis; DNA damage checkpoint signaling
Cellular component (GO): cytosol; checkpoint clamp complex; mitochondrion
Molecular function (GO): fructokinase activity; D-glucose binding; mannokinase activity
Source: RefSeq, a predicted model, not a curated record